Molecule: messenger RNA, 1812 nt
Organism: Schistosoma curassoni
Lineage: Eukaryota; Metazoa; Platyhelminthes; Trematoda; Strigeidida; Schistosomatidae
Source: the annotation of a GenBank genome assembly
UUGUCGGUAUGGCAUAGUUUUGUCGCCGUUUCGGUUUUCAACAAUAUGGUUGAGAAGACUGAGGAUUUGAAGAGCUCACUAACAAAUUUGGUUAACGGCUUAGGGUACAUUUUGUCUGAUCGUUUACGAAAUGUAGAUGGCGAUUUCGAUUUUGAGUUGUCUCUCACUGCUUCCUCUGAUCUGGACACACGAUUCAUGCUGAUGCUUGACAGGUAUAUAAUGCCUGGGUCUAACACAGACGAUUCCAUACCUGUUAAGAAUGCCUGGGUGAAGUUUGCCGCAAUGGCCUCUGCAUACGUCUACAAAAAUGUUGGUGAAUCGGUUUCCAAACCCCUUCGAAAAUGGCUGGCGAAUGCUGCCAGUGCUGCGAUUCUCGCUGGACUACUUGCAGAAGUGCCCGAAUCGUCGGAUUCAAAUGAACGGACUACUUCUGAUGGAGAGACAUCUGUCGAAAAUAUCUCCGCACCUGAUAGAGUAGUGGAGAAUCGUCAAGAUGGUGCCUGGUACUAUGGCCGUUGGACCGUUGACAAUGUUGCUAGCAGUUGUGAACUGAUGGAUGUGAUCGAUGUUGAAAUGACAGAUGCAUGUAUUCGAGUGAUGAUUGCUGCUGUUGUUAAUUAUUUCCAGGAGAACAGAUUCGCUCCGUGUGGUUUGUUGAGAGACAGUUAUGCAAGUGCAAUACUGAGAAGUGAUCUAAUGGAUAGGUAUGGGUUGACAGACGAACGUGACAAAAUUGAAGCGAUGCGUAUUACUGGUAGUUGGGUCUCGAAACUGUAUGUGUUUCACAUGGCGACGAAGCAUCGUGAUUUGGAACAUCCAAUCAGACCUAUAAAUAAUGUUGGUUUGGUGCGUCCUCUGAAACUAGAUAUCAGUCAGUGUUUCGAGGACUUGACAGCUAGAUUUAUCCGUACACGAAUCGCACAUCAGAUUGCCAGUCGAAUGGUGCGAUCUGUGUGCAUAGUGUUUUUCGAAGAUUUGAAUGAAUUGAUUGAGUUGCGGAAGCUGUACCGUCAAAUAUCCGGUGAUCCAUUUUAUUAUCACUCUGACUGUGAAUAUUUGACGAAAUCAUCUCGACCGUCAGUCAGUGACAAGAUGAGUUGUAUAUUUGGUCGAUUGGUCACCUAUUUGAGUGUUUUUGAGCCGAAUAGUGAACUGUUUGAUUAUCCGCAGUUGAAGAUGAGUGGCAGAACUCGAGAACAACACUAUGUUGAUUACAGUAAGAAUUGGAAGAAGAUACUGGAGACGAUUUAUACAGAGUUGUAUAUGCCAAGUGGAAGUCAUUUAUUGGAUGUACUUAGAAGUAGAUGCAAGAUUGCAGAAAAUAUCCCACAAAAUGAAGAACUUUUGAGAGAAUGUUGGAAUGAAUAUGGUGUCGGUUGGAAUAUUUCGGAGUUUAUUUUCCGAUAUUCACUUAAUCGUUAAAUAUUUUGUCUGUUCAUUGACAACUCAAGAUUAAAAUUUUGUUAUUGACAAAUUGCAAUAUUAUUCUUCUUAUUCAUAAAAUUUGCUUUUUCAUCAGUGAUGUUGCUUUAUGUGUUCACUGUGGUUUUGUUAACAUAUAGGUAAUUGUUACAAGCACUUUAAGUGAAUAUAAGUGAACUAAAAUUCAGAUGAUUUUAGUAUUAUCGAUCAGAGUUUCUGAAAACCGAAUUAUUAGUAAACUUAUUGUUACUUUACAUCUGUCAUUACAUUGUAUUGUUUGCGUUGAUUUAUCCAUACUGUUAUGUAAGUGUAAUUGUGCACAAAGUAAAUAUUCGAUAACUUUUCAUGUAUUAGUAUUUCGUAAGAUUCUCAUAAAUAUUACACCACAUU